UUUAUUCCCAGUGUAACCUAACGCGAAUCGUCACUGGAUAAAAGUUGCAUGUACUCCGUGAGUGGAGCUUCCACGAUGUAAUAAAGCGUUGUCCACCUAUGAUGAUGACAUGUAAGAAUUUUCUGGUCAUUAUUCUCUGCUUUUCUUAACUACAGUGGUGCCACCUUUUAAUUUCAAGUAUAAGAAGACCACAAUUGCUAUGGGGCUUAUUGCAACAGUGAUGCAAUUUAGUUGUCUGAGCUAGUAGCCAUGCAAGAUCAGAAGAUGCGAAAAGGGCCUUGGUUCGAGGAGGAAGAUCAGCGGCUUACUGCAAUUGUGCGCCUUUUAGGAGAACGGCGCUGGGAUGCCUUGGCAAAUGCAUCAGGUCUUGGGAGGAGCGGGAAGAGUUGUCGAUUGAGGUGGAUGAACUAUCUUCGUCCAAAUUUGAAGCAUGGUCGAAUAAGUGAAGAUGAGGAGAAACUUAUUCUUCAACUUCAUCAACAGUGGGGAAACAAAUGGUCUAGAAUUGCUAGAAAGUUGCCUGGAAGAACGGAUAAUGAGAUAAAGAACUACUGGAGAAGCCGUUUGAGAAGAGAAUAUCAAGUCCAGGGACAAGAGGAAGCAGAACAGCAGUUGACAGUUUCAAAUUGCGAAGGCAUUGCCCAGAGUAUUGGCACCAGAGAUUGCAUACUGGAAAAAGACGAGAUUUCUGAAAGCUCUUUUGAAUCUUCUGAUACAUUGCAGCUAUUAGAUUAUGCAAUUAUGCGUUCCCCGUAUGAAAAUAGAGUAUCGGAGUGGUUUGCAGAAUGGUCAAGUGACGAGAACAUUGACGGUGUGAAACAUAAUCUGGAUUACUGCAGUGCUGAUUCUUGUUACUGCUCCAGUUUGUUGUGGAACAUGGACUAGAGUUAGAAUUAUGAUUAGCUAGUUAAUAAUUACUGCAGAAGCAAACAAGCGAAAGAUUUCUUAAGUGUACAUAGGCCAAAGCCAACCAAUCAAAUUAUCUGUUUGUGUCGUCCUUUACAAAUUGUUGAGAUUCUGUCCAAUGGUUAUCUUGUGAGGUGCCUCCAUUGGUAGUGCGAAUUCUUUUGUCUCAGUGUUUGUAUAUAGAUGCACUAUGUCCUUUAUCAUUGGCACGGUUCAAAGAUUCAAUCUCAGCAAAU
Messenger RNA from Daucus carota subsp. sativus, 1142 nucleotides. RefSeq names its product transcription factor MYB27. Gene Ontology annotation, cellular component: nucleus. Gene Ontology annotation, biological process: regulation of DNA-templated transcription. The record is from RefSeq and is a predicted model, not a curated record. Bases 250 to 885 code for a protein of 211 amino acids. Gene Ontology annotation, molecular function: DNA-binding transcription factor activity; sequence-specific DNA binding. The transcript is spliced from 4 exons. Lineage: Eukaryota; Viridiplantae; Streptophyta; Magnoliopsida; Apiales; Apiaceae.